AUGCCGGACUACCAUCUCCCCCACUCGCCUCACAUCCGAGUUCUGGACCGCUUCAGCACCCUCCCAAAUGACGCAGAGGGCGAGGAUGGAUAUGUCGCCUGGUGGCCGCUGGUUUGUGCGACUCUCCAGCGCAAAGUCACCUCGCCGGCCGAUGUGAUCGACAUACUGGGCGAGAUCGCCGUGCUCCUCCGCGGUACAUCGGGAGACUACGACACUCUCCGUGCUGUCCUGCCCGGUUACAUGCCUUUCUGGCCGAGAAUCGUUGCCGCAGCUCUUGCUAUCGACAUGCUUCCCCCGGUACUCCCUCUGAUGGCGCCAGGCGACAUACGACAUCUUCCUCGCACCCAUCUCCGCUCCUUGGUGGCGCACCAGUUUCUCACAUCUCUCGUACACCCUGCCCAUCGACCGCCAGACGGCUGGGUGGACUUCGACAUCUGGUUCCACUCGGAGCAGCCUCACCCACUUGCAGCAGAGAUGUACCUCACAUCAGUGCUCGAAUAUCUCGCCAGCGAUGAUGUGAAUGGCACAGUCACCUUUGAUCUGCGGGCCUCAAUCACUCCAGCGCUCAGUAAAUCCUUGAGCAGUGUGCGCAUUCUCGAAGUUGAGCACUUCACGGCCCCACAUCCGACGGAAGGCGCCAUGGUGGUGUCCGCCAACAAAGUGAUUGGAUUUGGGCGGUCAGCGACCCAGGAGGAGCUCUACUUCGGCGGCGCGCCUGACAUCUGUCCGGCUGUACUGUUCGUGCCGGCUCUGGAGCAGUCGGCACUCGUUGUUUCCGGCGUAGAGUUCACGCUCCAAAUCGAAGGGACACGACGCAGCAUCUCGUGGACCAGGCGGCGAUCUGCACCGCAGAUACUCCUUCUUAUGGAUACGCCGGAGAUAGACGAGCUGGGCCGCGACGCCAACCUACAGUCCGCGAACGUUGCACGCGAGCUUGAAAAGGCGACCACGGCGUUCGCCGGCCAGCAUACAGUAACGUCACCGCCAUGGGGGUGCGGCGCCUUCUGUGGCGACGCCGCCGUUAAGCUCCCCAUUCUCUGGAUGGCAGCGUCUGCAGCGGGGGCAUCGCUAGAGCUUGUGGUUGAUCCUCCCCAUCGCGAGGUCGCACGCGCGUUUGAGGCAUGGGCUAAGCGCUGGAAGGGGACUGCGGGCGACCUCCGCGCACGCCUCGGAUCGAUUCCAUCUCACUUAUCCGGCAUAGAGGUGCUGACAGCCCUUGGCUAG
Molecule: messenger RNA, 1224 nt
Organism: Cutaneotrichosporon oleaginosum
Lineage: Eukaryota; Fungi; Basidiomycota; Tremellomycetes; Trichosporonales; Trichosporonaceae
Biological process (GO): ATP generation from poly-ADP-D-ribose; regulation of DNA repair; carbohydrate metabolic process
Cellular component (GO): cytoplasm; nucleus
Molecular function (GO): poly(ADP-ribose) glycohydrolase activity
Source: RefSeq, a predicted model, not a curated record